CCCCAGCCAUGGCCCUGCGCGAGUUGGCGCUGUUCCGCUGGCUGCUGGAGAGCCGUCACUCCCGGAAACUAAUCCUGUUCAUCGUGUUCCUUGCGCUGCUGCUGGACAACAUGCUGCUCACCGUCGUGGUCCCCAUUAUCCCAAGUUACUUGUACAGCAUUGAGCAUGAGAAAAAUGCCACAGAAAUCCCGACUGCCAAGCCAGCGCUCACAGUCUCCACCUCAGGCAGCUUCCAGAGCAUCUUCUCCUAUUAUGAUAACUCCACCAUGGUCACCGGGAAUGACACCAGAGACCUUCACGGGGGGCUGCUGCCGAAGGCCACCACACAGCAUAUGGUGACGAACACGUCCAGUGUCACUCCCAACUGUCCCAGUGAAGACAGAGACCUCCUGAAUGAAAACGUGCAGGUUGGCCUGUUGUUUGCCUCCAAAGCCACUGUCCAGCUUCUCACCAACCCCUUCAUAGGAUUGUUGACCAACAGAAUCGGCUAUCCAAUUCCAAUGUUUGCGGGAUUCUGCAUCAUGUUUGUCUCAACGAUUAUGUUCGCCUUUUCCAGCACUUAUGCCUUCCUGCUGAUCGCCAGGUCGCUGCAGGGCAUCGGGUCUUCCUGCUCCUCUGUAGCUGGAAUGGGCAUGCUUGCCAGUGUGUACACAGAUGAUGAAGAGAGAGGCAACGCCCUGGGGAUUGCCCUGGGAGGCCUGGCCAUGGGGGUCUUAGUGGGUCCCCCCUUUGGGAGUGUGUUCUACGAAUUUGUGGGGAAGACGGCUCCAUUCCUGGUGCUGGCCGCCCUGGUGCUCUUGGAUGGAGCUAUUCAACUCAUUGUGCUCCAGCCGUCCCGGGUGCAGCCAGAGAGCCAGAAAGGGACGCCACUCACCACCCUGCUGAAGGAUCCCUACAUCCUCAUUGCCGCAGGGUCCAUCUGCUUUGCAAACAUGGGGAUUGCCAUGCUGGAGCCGGCCCUGCCCAUCUGGAUGAUGGAGACCAUGUGUUCCCGCAAAUGGCAGCUGGGCAUUGCUUUCUUGCCAGCCAGUAUCUCUUAUCUCAUUGGAACCAAUAUUUUUGGGAUCCUCGCACACAAAAUGGGGAGGUGGCUCUGUGCUCUUCUAGGAAUGAUAAUUGUUGGAAUCAGCAUUUUAUGUAUUCCUUUUGCAAAAAACAUUUAUGGACUCAUCGCUCCCAACUUCGGAGUUGGUUUUGCAAUUGGCAUGGUGGAUUCGUCAAUGAUGCCCGUCAUGGGCCACCUUGUCGACCUGCGGCACGUGUCCGUCUACGGGAGUGUGUACGCCAUCGCAGACGUGGCAUUUUGCAUGGGAUAUGCUUUAGGUCCUUCCGCUGGUGGGGCUAUCGCAAAGGCAAUUGGAUUUCCGUGGCUCAUGACAAUUAUUGGAAUAAUUGAUAUUCUUUUUGCUCCUCUCUGCUUUUUCCUUCGAAGUCCACCUGCCAAGGAAGAAAAAAUGGCUAUUCUCAUGGAUCACAACUGCCCUAUUAAAACAAAAAUGUACACUCAGAAUAAUGUCCAGUCAUAUCCGCUAGGUGAUGAAGAAUCUGAAAGUGACUGAGACCCUCAAAAGUCAUCCAAGCAUUUAAUUGUAUAAAAGUGUUUCCAGUGAAAUGACUCAUCCAGAACUGUCUUAGUCAUACCGUUCAUCCCUGAUGAAAGAGUAAAUCCACCAAAGGUUAUUAUUUCUUUUCCAUGGUUAAUGAUAGAUUGCCAACAGCCUUAUAAAGAAAAAGCAGCUUUUCUAGGGGUUUGUAUAAAGUGUUGAAAACUUUAUUUUAUGUAUUUGAUUUUAUUAAAUAUACAAUAUAUUUUGACGAAACAGAUAUAGUGUAAAUCUAUAAAUAUUUGAAUCCAAAUCAAAUAAUUUUUUAACUUACAUUCACGAACACUUGGGCAAAAAAAUCUUAUAUUUUUUCUGAAUAUUGGUAAUAUGAGUGUUAACGAGAGCACACAUUAUCUCCGAGACACUUCCAACAAUACGUUAACUAGAAGGAAGUCUGAAAAACAGAAUCAAGUAAGACAGCAUGUGUUAUGUCGUGACACUGAGUGUUGAGUUAUUCCGCUUGUAAUUAUUAUUAGUAUAUUUGAGUUAAAAGCUGUCUCAAAUGCAGAGGACAAGAACUUGAGUCAGUUACCGUUUGGAUUCAUCCGUAACUCUGAGCUGGCAUUCAUUAUCUGUAUGUAAUCACCUAUCUGGAAACAGAUGGUUGUAAAUUAUUCACAUGUCAUGUGGUUGGCAGCAAACAUUAAAGCCAAUAAGGGGAAAAUAGUAGUAUGUUCUGAAAGCCAAGAGUAACACCCAGGUGUAUAGCUAUGAACAGUAGAAAUUUUCCCUUUAAGAUGUAUACUUGUCUUACUGGAUGAAAGAAAAUUGAGGGUAGAGGUACCUUAAACUAUCAAGGUUGUUUAAGUAUGGGUAGGAUGUAUCAAAAUCUAAUUCAAGUUUUAGAAUUUAGAAGGUUAAUAACUGCGAUAACAUGAAAAAAAAUCAGCCUAUAAUAUCUUUGACCUAUUUGUAGGUCAUCCACGUGUUUUCUAGGGAUUAAUUUUGAGUUGUCUGAAACUAUUAUUUUCUAGACUUCUGAAAGUUGUUCACAUCAAUGUGAAAAUAAAUUUUAAAUGAAGAUGAAGAAUGAAAUUGCUUUGAAUCGUGUUAGGAAAACAGGUGAAAACAAUAGGGUAGUCAGGACACGCCCCCUUUCACAGGCAGAAAAACCCAAACAUCUAAAAACGUGUUUCACUGUAUCAUUUCGUGCUGUGUAAUAGUUUUUCUAAGCAUGAUGUUGAUGUGCCUUUUCAAUGUAACAACAGCAAAUAGUGUGUUAGUGAACAUUGUCAGUUUACAUCAGGUUUUGUGUGAGAUACGACUGUGAAGAUAGCCAGAAAUGUCUCAAAAUAAUAUUUGUUAAUUCUGUAGUUCUGUAAUUGUACACAAAAAAAUGAUCUAAUGUCAGUUCUUUAAGCUAAAAUUGUGUUUCUGUUAACUUGGACAACAAAAAAGCAAAUUUCAAAAAAGCAAAGAACUUCAGAAUGAGAAUUCUUCAACCAUUUAUUUAAAUUCUCUAGGAAAGUUAGCUAAUACUUCAUUUCCAUUUGCUUUAUGAAGGCUUUCUGUGGGGCUUUGAAUGACUUGAAGUCUGGUUGUCAAGUGAGUGUUGGAAUAAGCUUCCUACUCACGUAUUUGCAUUCGGCAACUUACCCAAGUCUGCUGCUAGCGUGGAAGAGGGUCCUGGAGGCGCUCUGCUAGGGCUGGAAGGCAGGUGGUUCUCUACGUCCACAAGGGAGGGCUUAGAAAAGAAUGUGCUACAAAUCUACUCUCAGAGCGUCUGUGGUUCUUCCUGCCCCCAAUACCAUACAAUUUAUCCCCAUUUUAUUUUUGCCUUGAAGGCUUCUGUCAAGAAUGACUGGCAAAGAGGCAUGCCUGCUACUGAUUCCUAGAGAAAACAAAAGAUACGUUGAGUGUUUCAGACUGCUUUGGGAGCAAAAGAUAUCAGUUGUAUCUGAACGGAAAAAAAAAUUGUAAGGUCUUCUAUAUGACUAAAUAUUCUGGGGUUAGCAAGACUGAAAAGAGAGUUAUUAUUUUUAAUGUAUGUCAGAACAAAGAAUAUAUAUCUCUGAACAUUUCUCUUUUGAGCAGAGGUGGUUUUGAUGUUUAUACCUGGCAUACAGAUACAGAAACCUUAAUGAGGUAGCAAUGACUACUCACUUCCUCCUUUUGACUGCUAAGUGGAUCUGUGUAAAUUGUUUUAGCUAGUUUACUUAAUAAAUCUUCUGAACAUUA
Rhinolophus ferrumequinum (greater horseshoe bat) is the source of this 3782-nucleotide messenger RNA. RefSeq names its product solute carrier family 18 member A2 (gene SLC18A2). Gene Ontology annotation, biological process: aminergic neurotransmitter loading into synaptic vesicle; transmembrane transport. The record is from RefSeq and is a predicted model, not a curated record. Gene Ontology annotation, molecular function: serotonin:sodium:chloride symporter activity. Lineage: Eukaryota; Metazoa; Chordata; Mammalia; Chiroptera; Rhinolophidae. The transcript has 15 exons. Gene Ontology annotation, cellular component: terminal bouton; synaptic vesicle membrane. The coding region runs from base 9 to 1559 and encodes 516 amino acids.